UGCGGCAGUGCCCCUGGCGACCCGGCGGCGCGAGCAUGUAAAAGUUGGAAAACGCUGUGGCACCGUCGAGGCGCGUGCUGCACGAGCGGCGCCCCAGCGCGGUGUCCGCCGCGCGGACGGGCGGAGACCGCGCGUGCCCCCGAGGGCCGCGCGGCCGAUGGCCCCGACAGGGUCCCUGGACAGCGCCAGCCGCGGCAGAUCCAGCGGUAGCGCGGGACAGGAGGAGAACUGGAUGAAGGGCGAGAGGGAUGAGGAGGAGGAGGACCAAGAGGAAAGGAUGCGAGGUACAGUAUAUGUUUUCGAAGGGCUCGCCCCGCGUGCGCGGCGCUCAGGCCGCAGCCGCCGCGGGUAG
This is a messenger RNA of Prorocentrum cordatum, 352 nucleotides long. The record is from the annotation of a GenBank genome assembly. Lineage: Eukaryota; Dinophyceae; Prorocentrales; Prorocentraceae.